Equus quagga is the source of this 5502-nucleotide messenger RNA. RefSeq names its product ring finger protein 41 (gene RNF41). Lineage: Eukaryota; Metazoa; Chordata; Mammalia; Perissodactyla; Equidae. The transcript has 7 exons. Gene Ontology annotation, molecular function: zinc ion binding; ubiquitin protein ligase activity. Gene Ontology annotation, cellular component: plasma membrane signaling receptor complex. The coding region runs from base 376 to 1329 and encodes 317 amino acids. Gene Ontology annotation, biological process: protein K63-linked ubiquitination; tumor necrosis factor-mediated signaling pathway; regulation of canonical NF-kappaB signal transduction. The record is from RefSeq and is a predicted model, not a curated record.
AUCCGCCUCACACGGCGACGAGUGGUCGGAACCUUCUUCCUUCUCCUUCCCCUUCCCCUUCCCCUCCCAAGAAAGGCUGGGACCCGGCACCGGGGCUAUCCCGUGGCCGCUGCGGCCUCAGCUCCAGCCGGGCGGGGGUACGGAGAGGCCAGACCGCUUCCAGGGCGAGUGCUCCUGAUUGUGACAUCACAUCCAUCCCCUUGGCGAUGGAGCUUGUCACUAGGAAGGAAGACUCAGUCGGAGAAUAGCCAACAAGAUGGGUUACUGGGAGCGUCUCCUGAGUGGCACUGAGUGGAGGCAUCAGGGGGUUGGAGCCUUGUGAACAGGGAACCUGCCCCCCAACACUUGGAAGGACCUGGGUUUCAGUGAUGAGACAUGGGGUAUGAUGUAACCCGUUUCCAGGGGGAUGUUGACGAAGACCUUAUCUGUCCUAUUUGCAGUGGAGUCUUGGAGGAGCCAGUCCAGGCACCUCAUUGCGAGCAUGCUUUCUGCAACGCCUGCAUCACCCAGUGGUUCUCUCAGCAGCAGACGUGUCCAGUGGACCGUAGUGUUGUGACGGUUGCACACCUGCGCCCAGUACCUCGGAUCAUGCGGAACAUGUUGUCAAAGCUGCAGAUUGCCUGCGAUAACGCUGUGUUUGGCUGCAGUGCUGUUGUCCGGCUUGACAACCUCAUGUCUCACCUCAGCGACUGUGAGCACAACCCAAAACGGCCUGUGACCUGUGAACAGGGCUGCGGGCUGGAGAUGCCCAAAGAUGAGCUGCCAAACCACAACUGCAUCAAGCACCUGCGCUCAGUGGUACAGCAGCAGCAGACACGCAUUGCAGAGCUAGAGAAGACGUCAGCUGAACACAAGCACCAGCUGGCAGAGCAGAAGCGAGACAUCCAGCUGCUAAAGGCAUACAUGCGUGCGAUCCGCAGUGUCAACCCCAACCUUCAGAACCUGGAGGAGACAAUUGAAUACAACGAGAUCCUAGAGUGGGUGAACUCCCUGCAGCCAGCAAGAGUGACCCGCUGGGGAGGGAUGAUCUCGACCCCAGAUGCUGUACUCCAGGCGGUAAUCAAGCGCUCCCUGGUGGAGAGUGGCUGUCCUGCCUCUAUUGUCAACGAGCUGAUUGAAAAUGCCCAUGAGCGUAGCUGGCCCCAAGGUUUGGCCACACUAGAGACAAGACAGAUGAACCGGCGCUACUAUGAGAACUACGUGGCCAAGCGCAUCCCUGGCAAGCAGGCUGUUGUUGUGAUGGCCUGUGAGAACCAGCAUAUGGGUGAUGACAUGGUCCAGGAGCCGGGGCUUGUCAUGAUAUUUGCGCACGGUGUGGAAGAGAUUUAAGAGAUCUCGACGGUCUAUCAGGAAGAGGUGGAAAUCAGAAAAUCCCAUCACUGCAGCAGCUGGGCCCUGAGUCCUCCCCACUCUCCUUAAUACCGUGGCUUACACUGGGGCCACACAUCUCCCUGCUCUUCUGGCACAGAAGGGCCCCAGGGCACCUUGCUCAGCCUUUCAGGUGGGAAACCCAGAUUCCCUCCUUUUGCCUAAUUUCUUCCCUUAAGAUGUGUGUAAAUGUUCAGGCUGGUUGGGAAAGUCCCCCUUCUAUAUCUGUUUUCCUGCCUAGAGUCCCUGGUUCCAGAUAUUUUCAGAAAGCACAAAGAUACUCAUUUUCUCUAGAGGAUCAGGGUGGAGUGAGGAAUCUCUCAACUUUCCCCUCCUUCCAAACCAGGGAAUCCGAGCAGGCAGGCCUGUUGACUCUCGACAGCAGUGAGAGGGCAGCCCUGGGGAGCAGACAUCCUGAAGAAAUGGUAAGGGUGGAACCCAAACCCUAGAAAUAAAUGAGGCCAGGAACUGGCCAUCACUGAUGGCCCUUAGGGGAGGACUGGACCUCUGUGCCAAGCAAUACCCUGUUCAGCCCACCUUAAAGGUGUGCAGGUCUGCAGGUUGGGACGUUGAAAAUUUCCAGAUGAGCUCUUUCCUACACUUUCUCAUAAUUAGGGAAUGACAGGGUUGGGGGUAGGGGGGUUAGUCUUGGGGUGAGUAUGCUCAGCAGGAAGCAGCUCUGGCUUUUGCUGAAAUUGGGUAGGCACUGCCUCUUGUGGCACAGGCCAUAAUAGUUCCAUAGACCCCUCGCCCGCCCUGUGAUUGUAACUAGUUAUUUUGAUAAUUUCCUUUGGCCGUUGUUGUUUGUUACAUUUCCCUCCCUUCCUCCCUCCCACUUUUUUUAAGAAUGGCCCGGUUAUAGCUGCCCCACUUUUCCAGCCCAGCCACACUGUUGGCAAUUUAAUUUAUUUACUUUUUUUUAAGAAAGGAAAAAGAAAAAAAAAAUUAACAAAACUUAAAGCUUUUCUUUUACUGUUCCUAUUGUGGGGAUUCUGGAUAGGGUGGGACAGGGAUGGGGUCUGUUUUCUAUUUUUCCUUUUCAGCACAACCUUUGGCUUUAACAUAGGCAGGGCCAAGGGAGUUCUUGGCUGAACUUAUGUCUGCCCCAACCCUGCAUAAGCCCAUCUGAGAGGAGAAGCUUCCUCUGUUCCAGCAGUGGAUAUGACAGUCCAGCAUCAAUGCCUGUGUCCUUUGGACAACUUUGCUCCUAGCCCUUCCAGGGUCUCAUCGUAAAACUCUGUAUUUCAUGUAUUAAUUUUGAAGACAUUUCUACCCCCUCCCCCAGUUUCCUUGGAUAUAUAUAGCCGGUUUUAAGCUUCCCCAGGCAAGAUCGGAUACAGGCUGUGCUCUGUCUCACUCAUGCCCCCUAAGGGCUUCAGCUCCAUUUCAGGGUACCCAGGGCAUUCCCUGAUCCCCUGGGUGACUGGCAGAGUAAGAGAAAGGGAAGGAUAGUGGGUGUGAUUAUUUUAAUAUGCAGGUGGGAGUGGGGUUAAAGAGAGAUGGCCAUAUAACAGCUUCUUUUUGGAGUUUUCUUCCAGGCCAGCUUGCUGUAGGUGUGUAGCUGGGUCACGGCUCCACUGGGAUUGGGGUGGAGGGAUACAGCUUGAAGGGAGUAGGGAACAGUCAUUUGUUCCAGCUCCAGGACACUGUGCUCAGGAAUUUGAAAACGCUGCUAUACUUAGUGUGGUUACUGCAUUUCUUCCACUCCCCUCUGCCCCUGCCUGCCUUACCAGGGCCCAUACCCUCCUGUCGUCACCCUCACUUGGAGCCAGGAAGCUGUUAAGCUUCCCUACCCUUUGCACUAGUGUCUCUGCGGGUUGCGGGUUGUGUUAUAUGUGCUGUUCCGUGGUGUUGACUGCACUAAUAAACCUUUUACUCAACUCUAAAUUCUUAAUUCAGCAUCACUUCCCUUCUUGUGAAGGCUUCUCCUCUGCUUUGGCCUUUCUCUCACCUUAAUUUCCCUUACUUCUGACUUUGUAACCUACCCUGAUCUUAGAACUAACCUCUGUUUUAGGAGGAUGUCUGUCUGGUAGUCGUGUGCACCUGUGCGCCCUCCUCUAACCUUCCCUCUCAUCCCCUGUUCUGUAACAGCCAACACUUUGUCUCCAGUGACCUGAACUGUGUUCUUCCCAGGGUCUGCUUUUGCCCCCAGUUCCAUGUCUUCCCUGGGGUUUGAUGAUACUUUCUACAGAAGAUAUGCAUGCACCUUUCUCCCUUGUCCCACGAGACCUUUGCUGUGGAAUCUGGAAUUCCACUGUAGCCAGGGACACCUCCACGCCAACCCCACCCCCACCCCCUGGUUCCCCUAACCAAGAAAGUAAACAUGAGAAAGGGAACCUGGGACGGCUGUACCUGUGGUGGUUGUCAAACCUUGAGAACCCCUUUUGGAGGCAUUUGCUGCCAUCUUCUCCCUGUCUUGUGAAAAAGAAAAUCAUCUUUUCCCCCAGUACUGUAGUUUAAAUUUGUUGAGCAUUUUUCAUGCACCUGAUGUAAAUCUAAUAGUAUCGUAGAUACUCUAAUGGGAUUAAAAAGGGGGGAGGCAUUGGGCAUUCCUGUGCCCACCAAGUCUACUGCACUUACACACGAGUCUGAUUAUACAAUGCUGACGACACGUCGCCAUGCACAGCACACAAGGCACUAGUCACUCUAGUGAUACCACCCGUGCACUUUCCCUGAAGCUCCUUCAGAAUUACUUUCAGAACUGCUGCUCAUUCUUUUGAAUGUCAUUAAUGGUGCCAAAUCUUCCUUUUAGGUUAGACUUGGUUUUUGGAAACAAUAUUCAUUAAGUUUCUAUUCUGCAAGGAACUCACUGGAGGGGUCAGGGGGUUCAUAAAGUAAAAUGGCACCUACCUUCAAGAACUUACUCCCUAAUGGAGAUGAGUACAUAUAUGAGAGAGAUGAUUGGUGUGGUAAGUGGGUCUACAGCAAAAUGUGAGCCACUGAUUCUGAUGGGUACCAGGAAAGACUUUUUCAGAAGUGGUGUUUGUUCUAGACCAGAGGUUGACAAACACAGUUUGCAUCCUGCUGCCUGCUUUUGUAACAAAGUUUACUAGAACACAGCCAUGCCCAUUUGUUUGUGUAUUGUCUACGCCGUUUUAGAUUACAACAGCAGAGCUGAGUAGUUGCCCCAGAACUAUGGCCCACAAAGCCUAAAAUACUUGCUGUUUGGUCCUUCACAGAAAGUUCGCCAACCCUAGACCUUUACAGUUCAGGAGAAUGGGCAGGGAAGUGUACAAAGGGUUGGUUGUUUUAAUUUUUUACCUCAGUAUAUACAUUUGCAAAAUCACAACGUUUUUCUACAUUGCCACAAUAAAUGCUUAAAAUUAACAAUCUAUCCUUAAUCUAAUAUAAACCUGUAUUCACAUUCCCCCAAUUGUCCCAAGAAAAGUACUUUUAGGGCUGAGUUUCCUCUAAGCCUGGAUCCAAACCAGGAAGCACGCAUUACACCAGGUAAUGUGUCUUAACUCUUUAAAUCUCUUACUUUGGAUUCCUGGAACAGCCUUUCUUUGGUGACACUAAUUCGUUGAAGAGUUGGGCCAGCUGUGCUGGAGAGAGGUCUUUUGGAUUUGACUGGCUCCUUCACAGUGUCCUUUAACUUGUUCCUCUAGCCCCUAUUUUUACUAAACAGAAUUAGAUCUAGAGUCUGAGAGAUUCAGGUCAUACAGUUCUGGAGAUAGACGACAUCACAGGAGAGAGGUUCUUUAUGUUGUGUAACAUCAGAGAUAGGCCCAGUUGUCACACCAUUAGCCUGAUCUCUUCAUUGUACGCUUGUAAUGUUGAGAGAUUUUUUUAAAGCUGGCUAGGUGAUGAAUACGUGCCCUGAGAGAAGGGGGCAGCUGGCAGAGCAGCUCCAGCUGGUUGCUGCUGUACAAGAACAGGGGCCCAAUAUUGCCAAGUCUUAUUUUUCAAGAACCUUUUGUCAUCCUAAUGUUUAUGCAAACAUCACAACUUUUAAAUGUUGGCUCAAUUAAAAACUUCUUGUGGGCCAAAAAAAGGUCCACCAGUGUGCAGCCUGUGUUUUAGCUUGAGAUCACAGCAUAAAUAAAAACAAGUGGAGGGCUGGCCCCGUGGCCGAGUGGUUAAGUUCGUGCGCUCCGCUGCAGGCGGCCCAGUGUUUUGUUGGUUCGAAUCCUG